Molecule: messenger RNA, 6320 nt
Organism: Trematomus bernacchii (emerald rockcod)
Lineage: Eukaryota; Metazoa; Chordata; Actinopteri; Perciformes; Nototheniidae
Gene: clvs2
Product: clavesin 2
Exons: 5
Coding region: 607-1608 (333 amino acids)
Cellular component (GO): membrane
Molecular function (GO): phosphatidylinositol bisphosphate binding
Source: RefSeq, a predicted model, not a curated record
GCAAAAAAAAAAAAUCCCGGUGGUUUUUAAUCUGAAAUCACACCUAUACAUUGUGCAUGUUGCUGGGGAGACGCGGAGAGAAGCAGAUCAUUUUUUGACGGUUUCGGAGCAUCAGCAUCAGUCGGCGGAUGGAGAUGGAGAUGAAGGCGGAGGCAUGGUGGUGUCGGUGAUCUCAGACUGCAUGGUGGACAUUUAGCAGGUGAUUUAACAGGCUGGUGCCGCAUUUCCUGGCCGCCGCGAGCGACGCCGGUGGAGACGGUGAUGCUGUCGUCGUCAUUUUGCCACAGAGAGACAUAGAGAGACAGAGUGAUGGAGGAGGAGGGCGGUGUGAGAUCAGGCCGCCCCGAUCAGCAGGUCGGAUGCUCCGCCUGAAGCUGCAGGAGUCAUGAUAUGCAUGCUGGAUCAAAACAAUACAGAUCUUUGGAAAAGGUGGAAUACAAAAAAUCCCUGUGCGUAAAAGUGAGAAUGCAUCAUAUGAGUUCAGGGUGGAUUACAGAGCAGCAGGCCUCCAUCUGAAGCCAGAAAGAAGAAGAAGAAGAAGGAGAAGAAGAAGGAAACUGUUGCUGCUUUUUUAUUCUGGUGUUUCACCCAGCUGUUGCCACAAAGAUGACUCACUUACAGGCUGGCCUCUCUGCGGAGACCCUGGAGAAGGCGAAGGUGGAGUUGAAGGAGAACCCGGAGACCCUCCACCAGGACAUCCAGGAGGUCCGGGACAUGAUCAUCACCCGGCCAGACAUCGGGUUCCUCCGGACGGACGACGCGUUCAUCCUCAGGUUCCUCCGCGCCAGGAAAUUCAACCACUUCGAGGCGUUUCGGCUGCUGGCUCAGUACUUCGAGUACCGGCAGCAGAACCUGGACAUGUUCAAGAACCUGAAGGCGACAGAUCCGGGCAUCAAGCAGGCCCUGAAGGACGGGUUCCCCGGGGUGCUGUCCAACCUGGACCGGUACGGGAGGAAGAUUCUGGUUCUGUUCGCUGCCAACUGGGACCAGAGCAGGUACACCUUUGUGGACAUCCUGAGAGCCAUCCUGCUGUCGCUGGAGUCGAUGAUCGAGGACCCGGAGCUGCAGGUGAACGGCUUCAUCCUCAUCAUCGACUGGAGCAACUUCACCUUCAAGCAGGCGUCCAAGCUGACGCCCAGCAUGCUGCGGCUCGCCAUUGAGGGCCUGCAGGACAGUUAUCCUGCCAGAUUUGGAGGAAUCCACUUUGUGAAUCAACCGUGGUACAUCCACGCUCUCUACACCGUGAUACGACCCUUCCUCAAAGACAAGACCAGGAAGAGGAUCUUCAUGCACGGGAACAACCUGAACAGCCUCCACCUGCUCAUCCAUCCGGAGAUCCUGCCCUCGGAGCUGGGAGGGAUGAUGCCUCCAUACGAUAUGGGCACGUGGGCGCGGGCGCUGCUGGACCACGCCUACGACGAGGAUACCGACUACUGCCCUGAGUCCUACACCCUGUCAGUGCAGGACCUGGAGCGGGACCUGGAGAAGAACCUGUCCCCCAAAACCAUGAAGAGGUCUCAGUCUGUGGUGGAGCCGGGCGUCCUGAAGCGACCGGACAAAGUGAAAAGUGACGAGGACAACAUGCAGCCGCUGCUCUCGCUGGACUAAUCCACACACUCACACUCAGAAGCAUAAUCAAUAUCUACACACACAAACAAACACACUGACUUACCUGUGCACCUGCAAACACCUUCCUGCAAGAAAAAAAACGCUGCUGCUUCUGGACUCUUGUUUCUCUCCUGAACUGGAGGAAAAAUUCACGAGAGGAAGCAGAAAAGGACGAUAGGGACGUUUCCUCACACAGAAGGAGCAGCUACUGCUGUGGUCUAUAUAUUUAUUUAUUUAUUAAGUUAUUUGUCAAGUGCCAAUUCCAAAAGAAACUGUAAAUGUGAACAAUCCAGCCGCUCAGUGUGGAGACAAAGAGGAAGUUGAGAAGAUAUCAGAAAUGUGUGAAAACAUGGCUGACGAGUCAAAAACUGGAAACAAUACUUCACACAGUUCCCGAGCUGCAGUCUUUUUGUUUUUUUGGUACAGUAAUUUGGAGAAGCACGGCUCAGGAUUAGUGUCGAUAAUGAGCUUGUUCAACCUCCUGGACACAAAACUGGCAGACAGGCAGGCACUGGGAUUACUCUGAGAUUACUGGGAGGUUAUGGGCGACUUUCCUGUGAAAAUAAUAUCUGAAAUGCCGUUAUCUCGUAGAAAAGCAAACCCCCCUUUACGGUAAGAGCUGUCUUUAUAAAUUAUGUGUUUUUCUCCUCUUUUUCUGAUCCAUAUGUCACAGAAUUCAGUAUUUAUUCUGCCACAAGUAAACAAAAACAGGACUCCCCUCAUCUUCUUUGGCUGAAGAUGACCAAAAGAUGUAUUUUGAGGAUUUAAUAUUAAGGAUAGUCUUGUAAAAGCAAAGAGGUCAAACAUACCACCCUCUCCGUUGACACUCUUUCUGCCAAUAAUGAUCUUACAUAACCACAGUCUCUGUUUUCAAACACGUCAGUAUUAUAAGAUUUAACGACGCAUUUUCUGCAUGUUUUACUUAAAAAUUGCACUUAUUUAUUUGCAUUGUUUCAGUAUAUUAUUGGUGUUUUUUUAAUCAGUAUUAGUACCAUUUUAGACUCCUUAACACUUAUGAGCUUUCAAUCACAUUUCACAUCCAACUAUUAAUUAACAGGUUUGAUUGAACAUUAAUGUGCUAUCAUGUGAAAACAAACUUCAGUAAUUCACUUAUUUUGCCCUUUUUUGUCAGUAACUCUACGGGGCGUUGAGGUUAGGACCAGUAAAGUAUUUUUUAAGUAACAGGCGAUGUGUUUGCACUGACAAAAGCAAGGAAAAAAGACUGCCAGCUAUCAAAAAAUGACAUAAAAACAGUGCAGAAUGACAUAAACUUUACAUAAAAAUGUGUUUUGCACCUCGAGGAUACUCACAUUCACACACAUGUUUUGUUAAAAAACACUAAACAUAUUUCUCUCUUUGUGGUUAUAAGAAAAAACCCAACUGGCACCUUUAAGUCUCAAUUGUCCAACAGCACUUGAACGCACCUGACCUGCAGACUUAAUUAACGUUUACAAGCUGAUUAAACACAGAGUUAUAAAUGACCGGUAUAAGUUGCCAGUAAUUUAAUGUGUGCUUUAAGUCAUAUGCAGUAAAUAUUCAAGUUUUACCUCAGAAAAGUCUUAUUUUACAUAUUUAUAUUACAAUAUUUUAAUGUAGUUACGUAUUUUCAUUUAAAUUCUGCACUUGGACGAGCUUCUACUGCAGUGAAGAUAUAUAAAAACACCACCAAAUGUAUUUCUGUUUGCUCCACUCACCAUUUCUUAUGCUACACUGACUUCCAAAAAUAUAUUUCUUCAUAUGAAACUGGCACCAGCUGAAGGUUACUGUACUUUAGGCUCUUUCAAUUAAGCAACUCCAGUCACAUUGCACGAGGAAUGACACCCGAAUGUGACUGAGGAAAAGCCAGUCGGGCUGCGAGCAGACAGCGGAUCAGAGAGAGGCCGGCAGGCAGGAAGUGUGAGGCGACUGCAACCAGAGCAGACAGCUGGAAUGUAAAACUAUCACACAGCGAGCAGGACAUGUCACCCUCACUCACAACCGCUCAGAGGCUUUAACUGUGCAGAGAGAGAGAGAGACUGCUGCAGCCUCGCUGUGAUCCCAGCGCCGCGGAAAUCAGGCCGAGAUAACAAUCUGACACAUGUAACAGUGAUGUUUUAUUUAACAAUUUAACAUGUGGUCAGUCAACCCUCUGAGAGCAGACCAAAGCUGUACUGAAAGCUCUAUUGUCUCACAGGAAAAGUGCUAUUUAAAGUGGACCUAUCAUGCUAUACUUGAAUAUUAUAUUGUAGGGCCAUACCUAUAUAAAACAUGUCUGUGAAGUUUUUUUUUCAAAAUACCAAACAGAUCAUGCAUUUUAGCCAUGCCUCAUUUCGCUCUAUUUGCUCUUUUCCAGCCCUGUUUUUGCAAGGGCUGAUUCUGUGAGAAGUCUUCUUCGCUGCUUUUGUGGCAGACUACAGCGUCACUACAAAAGUGCAUUUUGCAUGAUAGGUCCCCUUUAAGGUUAAAUUCCCUUAUUACAGGAUUACAAGAGCGGUGCGGUGGUGACUUAUUUUUGUGGCAUUGCAAGGACUCCCUCAACUAAAAGAAAUGGGAUGUUUACACUUGAUUUUAGAUUAUUGCAACAACAAAAAAAAGCUCUGUGGCAAACUCACAUUUGUGAUACUUACAUGAUUUGUUCAGCAGGAUGAUUUCCACCUAUUAAGACAAUGUUAUGAUAAGUAAAGUGUGAAUGCAAUCGCCAAAAGUAAAAAGCUAAAGUGAGGCUAUAAAGGAACUACAGCACGGUCACAUGACUUCACGUCACCACCGCUAAUUCACCAGUGGGGUAUAUUUACUGACGUAUUUUAUGUCGUAGAACAAAGCGUUAGGACUCAUUGCUGCACCACUUUAUUGGCCCUUGUUUCUGUUCUCACAUGCACAGCACAUGUGCAAUUUAUGUUGAUAACACUGGCAGAUUAACCACUGAAAGUUUGUAGUUAUUAUUAAAACAGAAAACAGAAGAUAACAAUAGCAAGCAUCUCCUUUCUAGCCCGCUUUUGCUUAAACAGCUGUAGCUAAUGUUAGCAAAAAACGUUAUUUGUACUGAUUCGUGAGACAGUCAUUUGAACCUAUAUUGCUUCCCUAAAAAAUACUUAGGAUUAACAUCAAUACCAUUUUUGUCAAAUCUUAUUGAUGUUUGAUAAUAAAGGAAGAAACGCUGGAUUUUUUCAGCCAUUUUAGGCGUUACUCAGUUUAGACAAUUUGGGGAAAAUUGUACAGCUGCCAGUUUUGUGCACAUCAGAGAGACUGUAACGAACUGUGGGUCAAACAAGAAACCAGAAACCGUGUGUAUCAAGUGUUUUAAAAUGAUGUCCGUGCAUUUCGUAGAAAUCUGAGGUUUAUUUUCCACCAUUAUAACACACACACAUAGAGGAAAAGGCAGAACAAUCAGGAAUCAGUUGAGCUUUCAUGAUGUCAGUCAAGGAGAAGGGAGGGAAAACACACCAUAAACACACAACACACACACACCCCAUACUGUAUGUGUCCCCAUAAGGGAGGCGAGUCCCCACACGUGACUGUGUAAACAGAUGUAGGUCCCCACAAGGAUAGUAAUGCUAGGUCACACACACACACACACACACACACACACACACACACACACACACACACACACACACACACACACACACAGCCACUGUAGAUGCUUCCAGUUGUUAGGAUGCAAAGUUUACAUUUAAUAAACAUCUGUAUACUGCGUGAAUAUAACACAGAGCAGGAUGAUUGAUUAUUUUCAGAGUUACAGUGUUAGGUUACAGACUGCUGUUGUAAAUGGUAGAGUAUUUAGAGAAACACAAUAACACACAGGUACAAAUUUACAUUUUAUUACAAAUAUACUUUAUGGGGGUGAUGCUUUGUGCUUUACCACACAUUUAAGACUUUUUCUUGUCAGUAUUUUAUUAAAAUCUCAAGCUAUCCACCUUGUUUAUUCCACAGGUGACAGAUUGGUAUAUGUUGUAUAAAUUGUAAACAGAAUUAUGAAGUUAGUUUUUUUAUUUUUAAAGAAAUUCAGCCGUUUGAAUGUUUUUUCUGUGUUGUUGUUUCGUCUUUCCUGCUGACCUUGCAUCAAAUAUUUUUGCUGAAUCCAUUUCACACACCUGUUGAAACCGAUCAAUACGGACAUGUUCAUGGCUUUACAUUUUAAAUGGAAUACGUCCUGGAGGUUUUUUCCAAAAUGUUGAUUUAACGUUUGCACCUGUCGGCCCUCGUAAACGUGGACUCAAUCAAAGUGUGCAAAAAAUAUACAAUUUCUCUAUUUUAUUCAGUCUUUUCUUCACAAAAUGCAUCAAAAUGUGAUCAAUUGCGCUUUGUGAAUGUACACUCACUCGUUAUGUAUUUUCUUGGACUAACAAGAAUAAUUUCUCACUGACUAAUGUUUGAUUUAUCUCAGCCAAAGCCACCAUUAACAAAAAUGUAUUUCUUCUUGUGCUUUGAGAAUUUGGACACUGAAUGACUUUAUUUUCUAAUGAUUGAUAAUGCGCUGAAAAUGAAUGCAUAUCUACCAGUUAUGUUGAUUUUCUUAUCACUGUUCUUUGAUUGUAUAGUGACAGUAGGAGCUGAAGAGGAGACCAAACUCAAAGCUGAAAUUGUGAAGUUAUAACAGAAAGCCGGUUUAUUAUAGGAGCAAAAAACUGUUCAGUUAGCAGGUGUUAAAUGUAUUAAUGUCAUCAAAGACAAUUCGCUGAAAUGCAUCAUGUAAAACGAGCAAAAUAAAUAUGGACACACACACAUGUUCU